Penicillium argentinense is the source of this 1251-nucleotide messenger RNA. Its product is annotated as aspartate aminotransferase family protein. NCBI's taxonomy places the organism in Eukaryota, Fungi, Ascomycota, Eurotiomycetes, Eurotiales, Aspergillaceae. Gene Ontology annotation, molecular function: pyridoxal phosphate binding; transaminase activity. The record is from RefSeq and is a predicted model, not a curated record. The transcript has a single exon. The coding region runs from base 1 to 1251 and encodes 416 amino acids.
AUGCCUGACAUUGCGCUCGCCAAAAAGCUCCAAGCUCUGGUCCAACAGUACGAGAAGUCCCAUCCAGAGUCAAAGAGGGCCUUCGAACGCGCUGAGCAGGUCUUACCAGGUGGAAGCACCCGAUCUGUCCUCGUUUCAGAUCCAUUCCCUCUGGUCAUCAAAUCAGCACACGGGGCACAGUUCACGACCGUCGACGGGGUGAAAUUCGACGACUUCUUAUCCGACUUCUCAGCUGGAAUCUAUGGCCACUCGCACCCGGUAAUCCAAGAGGCUGUGCAGCAGGCUCUAUCAACCGGCUUUAGCCUGGGCGGAAUAACGGAGAAAGAAGCUGAGUUGGGAGAGAUUCUAGCCGGUAGAUUCCCGUCGAUCGAGAAAGUGAGGUUCUGCAACUCGGGUACCGAGGCAAACACAUUCGCCGUGGCUACUGCGCUGGCACACACACAGCGGAAGAAGGUUCUCGUCUUCAAAAAUGGGUACCACGGUGGAACAAUGAAUUUUUCGAAACCAGAUAACCCCAUGAAUAUCCCUCACCAGUUCGUAUUUGGCACAUACAACGACAUCGAAGCGACGCGGGCUGUCGUCAACAACGAGAUCGGCGCUAUCUUGGUCGAACCAAUGCAAGGUGCCGGCGGCAUGAUACGCGGAACAAGAGAGUUCCUGUCCUACCUGCGCCAAGCAGCGGAUGAAAUUGGGGCGAUAUUGAUUUUCGACGAAGUCGUGACUUCGCGAUUACAUUAUCGUGGCAUGCAAGGUGAACUCGGUAUCAUACCCGACAUGACGACGCUGGGAAAGUAUAUCGGCGGCGGAUUCCCCUUCGGGGCCUUCGGCGGGUCUACGGAGAUCAUGAGCCGGUUUGAUUCACGCGAUAAAUCUGUUACACUGCAUCAUUCGGGGACAUUCAAUAACAAUAUCUUCACUAUGUCCGCGGCUGUUGCGGCGUCGAGGUUGAUUACGGAGUCUCAGUUGAGACGCCUCAAUGCGAUGGGAGAUCGGCUUCGAGAAGAGGCGACGGAGAUUUUGCGGAAGGCUAAAUUCGAUGAAAUGUCUUUCACUGGGUAUGGAAGUGCAGUGGGGAUUCACUUUUCUGGUGAUGAUGCAGAGGCUUUGAGGGAGUAUUUCUAUUUUGGAUUGAUUAAUCGGGGUAUUUCGAUUGGACGGCGUGGGUUUGUUUCUUUGAAUCUUGCUCAUACUGAGGAAUCUGUGGAUCGACUUCUUGAGGCUUUGAAGGCUUUUGUUGAUGACUUGUCCUAA